AUGGGUAGGAUGAGAUCUUCAAGAAUGAUGGGGUUAGGGCCUUGCAUUGUUUAUGUUGUGGUCUUUAGUGCCAUCGCAGUUUCAGCCUACCCAUACCCACCCCCUCCAACACCACAAUACCAUUCCCCAAUCCAUAAACACAAAUCACAAUACCAACCCAAAAAGUAUUCCCCAAACAACUCACCACCAUCUCCACCAAACUGUUCUCCUUUUCCUAAGAUACACUACAAGUCUUCACCAUCACCACACGUCUACAGCUCCCCACCUGCAUCAUAUUACUCUCCUUCUCCUAAAGUAGACUACAAGUCUCCACCACCACCAUACGUCUAUAGCUCUCCACCUCCACCAUACUACUCUCCUUCUCCAAAAGUAGACUAUAAUUCUCCACCACCACCAUACAUCUACAGCUCCCAACCUCAACCAUACUAUUCUCCUUCUCCUAAAGUAGACUGCAAGUCUCCACCACCACCAUACGUCUACAGCUCCCCACCUCCCCCAUACUACUCUGCUUCUCCUAAAGUAGACUACAAGUCUCCACCACCACCAUACCUCUACAGCUCCCCACCUCUCCCAUACUACUCUCCUUCUCCUAAAGUAGACUACAAGUCUCCACCACCACCAUACGUCUACAACUCCCCACCUCCGCCAUACUACUCUCCUACUCCUAAAGUAGACUACAAGUCUCCACCACCACCAUACGUCUACAGCUCCCCACCUCCGCCAUACUACUAUCCUACUCCUAAAGUAGACUACAAGUCUCCACCACCACCAUACGUCUACAGCUCCCCACCUCCACCAUACUACUCUCCUUCUCCUAAAGUAGACUACAAGUCUCCACCACCAACAAACGUCUACAGCUCCCCUCCUCCACCAUACUACUCUCCUUCUCCUAAAGUAGACUACAAGUCUCCACCACCACCAUACGUCUACAGCUCCCCACCUCCACCAUACUACUCUCCUUCUCCUAAAGUAGACUACAAGUCUCCACCACCACCAUACGUCUACAGCUCCCCACCACCACCAUACUACUCUCCUUAUCCUAAAGUAGACUACAAGUUUCCACCACCACCAUACGUCUACAGCUCCCCACCUCCACCAUACUACUCUCCCUCUCCUAAAGUUGACUACAAGUCUCCACCACCACCAUACGUCUACAGCUCCCCACCACCACCAUACUACUCUCCCUCUACUAAAGUAGACUACAAGUCUCCACCACCACCACACGUCUACAGCUCCCCACCACCAUUAUACUACGCUCCUUCUCCUAAAGUAAACUACAAGUCUCCACCACCACCAUACGUCUACAGCUCCCCACCUCCACCAUACUACGCUCCUUCUCCUAAAGUAGACUACAAGUCUCCACCACCACCAUACGUUUACAGCUCUCCACCUCUACCAUACUACUAUCCUUCUCCUAAAGUAGACUACAAGUCUCCACCACCACCAUAUGUCUACAGCUCCCCACCACCACCAUACUACUCUCCUUCUCCUAAAGUAGACUAUAAGUCUCCACCACAACCAUCCGUCUAUAGCUCCCCACCUCCCCCAUACUACUCUCCUUCUCCUAAAGUAGACUACAAGUCUCCACCACCACCAUACGUCUACAGCUCCCCACCACCACCAUACUACUCUCUUUCUCCUAAAGUAGACUACAAGUCUCCAUCACCACCAUACGUCUACAGCUCUCCACCUCCACCAUACUACUCUCCAUCUCCUAAAGUACACUACAAGUCUCCACCACCACCAUACGUCUACAGCUCCCCACCUCCCCCAUACUAUUCUCCUUCUCCUAAAGUAGACUACAAGUCUCCACCACCACCAUAUGUUUACAAUUGA
Molecule: messenger RNA, 1836 nt
Organism: Thlaspi arvense
Lineage: Eukaryota; Viridiplantae; Streptophyta; Magnoliopsida; Brassicales; Brassicaceae
Source: the annotation of a GenBank genome assembly